Messenger RNA from Chilo suppressalis (striped riceborer), 2086 nucleotides. NCBI's taxonomy places the organism in Eukaryota, Metazoa, Arthropoda, Insecta, Lepidoptera, Crambidae. The record is from the annotation of a GenBank genome assembly.
GCUCUUUUUGUCAUUUUGUGAAGUAUUGAAUGUCAUAACUGCAAAAUAAAAAAUUAUAAAUAUUUAGGCUUUUGAUAAUUUUUAUAAAAAUGUCUAAUGAAAGCUGCAUAAAUUCAGAAGAGAUAACUGAGGUGAUCUUUGUGAAUGAAGUCGAUGUGAGUUCGGAGGAAGCUCCUAUGGAUGAAUGGUCUUCUUUGGUCAUAGAAUCAGAGGAAAACCAAAAACGCUUUACAUUCAAGUUAGGUCUAUACCAUCCAGGGAGUGGGGAAAUAUGCGGUAAAUAUAUCUCUUUAUCCGACAGCGAUGUCUUUAGACACCCGUACUACAAUUAUCCAGCUGUCACAGAUCCAGGAAUAGAGAAAGCACUGCUUUAUCCUGAAGUAAAAUAUAUAUAUCCUGAUGAUGGUGAAGAAUUAUAUUUACAAAUCUGCAAAGAAAUGGACGAAGCACCCAUAAAGUCUUUUAUUAGUGGCCUUCAUAAAGAAGUUAUAGAUUUGCGUUAUUAUUGCGUCAGCUUUAAGGGAGUUCGGGCGAUGUCUUUGGCUUUACGCUACAAUAAGACUGUUAAAGUUUUCAACUUAACAGCAAACUUUUUGGAUGUUGACGCAUGCUUCCAUUUAGGAGAUAUGCUGUCGAAUAACUAUACUCUAGUUGAAUUAAAUUUAUCCGGAUGCAAAAUCGGACCAUCUGGUGCAAAACGUAUACUAAACGGCUUAAUGACGAACCGAAGUCUGCGUGUGUUGAAUCUUGAUAAAAAUGAUCUUACUGAUCAAGGAAUGGAAUAUCUCUCUACUGCAAUUUUUAAUAACAUUGCUGUUCAAGAGAUAUCUCUAAGUUACAAUAAUAUUACAGGAAAAGGUCUAAAUUGUUUAACUGAAGUAUUUGAGACUUUCAAUAAAUUCACUAAAAUUGACUUGUCUUGGAACAGCCUGUACACUCCAGGAGGACUAUACAACUUUCUCAAUCGUUUAGGAGAGAACAAGGUUUUGAGUGAUUUAAAUUUAUCAUGGAAUUCAAUAGGUGGCGCUCGUUUUGGUACAGCUAUCAAAAAUAUUUUAUGUGCACCUAAACUACGUUACUUAAAUCUAAGCAACAAUAAAUUGACAAACGAGGGUAUAUCAAAUUUCCUACCGGGUUUAACUACAGCAAAAAACCUAGUAAUACUUGAUCUGUCAUAUAAUCCCAUGACACUAGAAGAUGCGAAGAAUAUGUUAAAUAAGAUUAAAGAUCCUCAAGUUAAAAUACAACAUCUGUUAAUGGAUAAUAUGUUCGUGGAUGGUGAGUUUCUAGAUAUUUUAAGACAAAUAAAAGAAACAAAGUUGAAAAAGAAUCUUGUUGUCACUUAUGCUGGAGUCAUUGGAGCAUUUAAGAUAAUAGAUGCGGAUAUGCGAGAAAUCCUACUGAAUAGAGCUGAAAUAUUGGCGAAGAAACCGAAAAAGCGAAAGGUAGACAUAGUUCUGGUAGCUAUGAAUCUAUUGAAGGAUAAUAUUGAACUGAUGCCGACUAAAGAGUUUUGCUAUACUAUGCAGCAGUCCUGUGCUCUUUUGGAUAAUGACCUAUUAGAAGAGAUUGCGGCAGUAUUUGCUGGACCGCGGACAAGUAAAACAAAGACAGUUGAUAUUAAACUGUUGGUGGAUUACAUGAAAAGAAAAUGGCCUGACAGAAAGCUUCCACCCAUUCCACCUCCUAAACCAGAGCCAGUACCAGUUCCUGAUGGAGAAAAUUUUAAACCCAAAAAACAAAAGAAACAGUAGUAAAAGAUAACUUUUUUUAAUAAGUGAUUUUCUACGUAUUAUUGUUAAAUUAAUUUACAUAUAGAUAUUAUUUUAAUGUUAUACAUUUAUGUAUAAUUUUGUUAAUGUUAUUUUGUAUUUUUGUUUAUAAGAUUUUAGUUUAUUGCUUCGACAAAGGCAAGGACUUAAGUGAAAAUUUUGUAAUUAGUUUUGUGUAAUGUAUACAUUUGGGAAUUAAUAUUUUUAGAUGUUAUUUAUUAGAAAUUGCUACUUGAUAAUAUACUUUUAAAUAUGGUUAUUUAUUUUUUAAGUGUUUUUGUUAAUGGAUAAUUAAUAAAAAUAUUAACGUCACU